Molecule: messenger RNA, 972 nt
Organism: Entrophospora candida
Lineage: Eukaryota; Fungi; Glomeromycota; Glomeromycetes; Entrophosporales; Entrophosporaceae
Source: the annotation of a GenBank genome assembly
AUGGCAUCCAAUAAACCUGCUGACGUUUUCGAAACUUUUACUUAUGGAUUUAUUAAAAUUCAUGAUACACUUCGAGCGGGGAUGGUUCAAAUUUUAGAGAAUGCUCCAAAAGUACCCGCCUCUGAUAUUGACAAUUUUAUAGGAUACAUCGAAGCAUUCAAUUCUCAUUUCAUGAGUCAUCAUCAUCACGAGGAACACGUAAUCUUUCCCUCAGUAUCCAAAAAAAUACCUAUCAGCGACUUUGUUGAUGAUCACAAACAACUCGAUAAAUUACUCCAUAGCUUGUCCAACUACACGUCAGAAGUUAAAAAUAAGAAAGUGACUUAUGAAUCAUCAAAAGUAGUGGAGUUGAUGACGAAAAUAAGUGACCUCAUUCUUCCUCAUUUAAAAAACGAGGAAGUCACCUUUUCAGUUGAAGCUUUGAGAAAAAAUCUUACGGUGCAAGAACUUGAAACAAUUCAAGAACAAAUCAAAGAUGCGGUUAGAAAAGCCGGUGGGUCAACUACUAUUCUUCCAUUUAUACUCUUACACUUGCCUGAAGAAGAUAGAGAUCUCAUGGUUUAUAGUUACAUGCCUUGUUCUGGUGACGAUGUUGAUGAUACUAUUGAGUGGUUUGAUAAUAGUUUUGAAAAUGGUAAUCAUACAAAAAAACGCAAAAGACCAAGGGCGAAAAAAAAAAAGGUGGAAGAUAUUAACGAUAAUAUGGCGUCACAGCUACCUGAAGGUGACGAUGAUGAUUAUUUUGAACAAAUGGUUACGGAUGAAUAUGAUGACGGACAAAUGAUAAUAGAUGGAGGUGAUGGUAGUGAUAAUAGUAGUGGCAUAUAUGAUGAAAAUUUCUUCCCUAGUCCAACACAUCCACAUCAUAAUAAUGGAGGUUGGCAUCAUAAACAACGACAAGGUGAUAAAUUAGUGGAUCAAGAGUUUUUUAAUGAUUUUCCUGACGAUUUCGAUGAUGAAGAUUUAAAUUAA